UACGUGGUUACGCGGUUUGAUUUGAAAUUUUCAUUUAUUUUACCUAACUUCAAGCAAUUAGAAAAUAUAAACCGAUGAUAAUUGAGUGCCUAAUACUUUGCGUAAUACUUUGCAUAAUACCGAUCAUAACAACAUGCCGAUUAAAAGAAUAUUAAACAUGCAAAAAGCUUCCGAAAAAAAAUGUCGAAAAAGGGUGAUUAUCAUUAGGUUCAUCAUAAAAAACAAUCGCAUUAAACGGAUGAAGCAAACAGGAAGUAAUAUUCCAUUGCAUCAAGCAGAAGAGCAGGUGGCCUGUUCGAGCAAUGAAAGUAAUAAGUUCGAAAGUGUGCAGCGUAUCCUGCAGGAUCAGGAACACGUCAUCCAAGAUCUGAAACGGAAAUGUGAGGCAUUGGGAGAAAAACAAAAUUUAUGCGAGAAGGAAUUGCGUGCAAAAAAAGAAAAAAUCCAAAAUUUAGAGGCAAGAUUAAGCAAGAUGCAAAAGAAUACAAGUGUGCUUCCUCUCAAGGAAGUAAAGGAACAAGCGAAAUCGCAUCGCCCGGUAGCGAUUGUGCCAAUAUUUCAAUUUGCCAAUUAAUAUUUAGAGUAAAAUAAUGACUACGCUCAAUAUACGCUAUAAUCGAAUUGAAGCAGCGUAAGUCGUUUUUUAAAAUGAAUCGAACGAUCCUUUAUCUGACAUUUCUAUUCAAAUCACUUAAAGUCAACUUUGAGUUCACAAUAACAUGUGUAAUGAAAAGAAUUUUUUUUUGCACAUUAUCUUUUAAUUCAAUUUAAAAGAUCAAGAUGCAAUCAUGCA
Linepithema humile (Argentine ant) is the source of this 793-nucleotide messenger RNA. RefSeq lists its product as uncharacterized. NCBI's taxonomy places the organism in Eukaryota, Metazoa, Arthropoda, Insecta, Hymenoptera, Formicidae. The record is from RefSeq and is a predicted model, not a curated record.